GAGAGGAUGGUUGCUGGACACGGGGGAUAGUUCUCUCUCCAUUUUUCUCCACUUCAAAGCUUUUUACUUUCUCAGCUGAGGAAAAAAAAAGAUUUCUCUCAGAUCUUCAAGAGAAAACAAUUAUCUCCGUUUAUCUGAAGUAGAAUAAGGAUAAGAAGAUGGGAACAUUGGGGAAAGCAAUCCACACGGUUGGAUUCUGGAUCCGAGAAACCGGCCAAGCCCUCGAUCGCCUUGGAUGUCGCCUCCAAGGCAAUUACUACUUCCAAGAACAGCUGUCGAGACAUCGGACGUUGAUGAACGUAUUCGACAAAGCUCCAAUUGUUGAUAGAGAUGCCUUUGUUGCACCUAGCGCUUCUGUCAUCGGCGAUGUUCAGGUUGGACGGAGUUCUUCUAUCUGGUAUGGCUGUGUUUUGAGAGGUGAUGUCAAUAGCAUCAGUAUCGGGUCUGGAACAAAUAUCCAAGAUAACUCCCUUGUUCAUGUUGCAAAAUCUAACUUAAGCGGGAAGGUUUUACCAACGAUUAUUGGAAGUAAUGUUACUGUCGGUCAUAGUGCUGUUUUACACGGAUGUACUGUUGAGGAUGAAGCAUUUGUUGGUAUGGGGGCUACCCUAUUAGAUGGUGUUUAUGUUGAGAAGCAUGCUAUGGUUGCUGCCGGAGCUCUUGUGAGACAGAACACUAGGAUUCCGUGUGGAGAGGUUUGGGGAGGUAACCCUGCCAAGUUCCUAAGAAAGCUAACAGAAGAAGAGAUGACCUUCAUUUCUCAGUCGGCUCUCAAUUAUACCAAUUUGGCGCAAGUUCAUGCAGCAGAAAAUGCAAAGAGCUUUGAUGAAAUUGAGUUAGAGACGAUGCUCCGCAAGAAAUUUGCACGCCGUGAUGAGGAAUAUGAUUCAAUGCUUGGGGUUGUUCGUGAGACACCUCCUGAGCUUAUCCUUCCAGAUAACAUUAUACCAGAUAAAGCGCCAAAAGCUGCUUAGGAGUGGUAAUUCAAUUUUUUUCUUUUUUGAGAUUCAAUGUUACUGGAUAUUUUGUAAUCAGCUGAGAAUGGCUGCAUUUCAGUUGCAAUAAUUUUGUUGGUGCUGGCUGAGGUGUUGAAAAUUGAAUUAUAGAGCACACUCAUUCGGCUAACCUUAUCAUCCGUUUUGGCUAUUUAGAAGUCGAACUUCAUUUUGCAAACUAAUCUCUGGAUGUUCCAAGUCAUCCAAGGUGGUGUCUUAUGUAUUUGUAUUUGAGCUCAAUUGCUUUGAUCAUGUUUACUGCCAAUAAGAACGUGCAGGUACCCAGUUAUGCUGCAAA
Molecule: messenger RNA, 1293 nt
Organism: Gossypium raimondii (Peruvian cotton)
Lineage: Eukaryota; Viridiplantae; Streptophyta; Magnoliopsida; Malvales; Malvaceae
Product: gamma carbonic anhydrase 1, mitochondrial
Exons: 5
Coding region: 159-974 (271 amino acids)
Source: RefSeq, a predicted model, not a curated record